Salmo salar (Atlantic salmon) is the source of this 4753-nucleotide messenger RNA. The record is from RefSeq and is a predicted model, not a curated record. NCBI's taxonomy places the organism in Eukaryota, Metazoa, Chordata, Actinopteri, Salmoniformes, Salmonidae.
CUCUGGAGUAGAUUACUCUUUUGUUGUUCUCUCUGGAGUAGGUGACUCUUUUGUUGUUCUCUCUGGAGUAGGUGACUCUUUUGUUGUUCUCUCUGGAGUAGGUGACUCUUUUGUUGUUCUCUCUGGAGUAGAUUACUCUUUUGUUGUUCUCUCUGGAGUAGGUGACUCUUUUGUUGUUCUCUCUGGAGUAGGUGACUCUUUUGUUGUUCUCUCUGGAGUAGGUGACUCUGCAAAAGCCUGAAGGUGUCGCCUGUUUCUCUGAGCGAUGGUGCCGUGUUCAGUUUCCACAACGUAGGAUCUCGGCUCUGGAGAUUUGCUGAUGACAACUGCUGGUGUUUUCCAUCCUUUCUCUCCGUCCAGCUUGACUCUCCAGGGUGUAAUUCCAGUAGGGGGCGCACUGUAUGCCUCCUGUUAUAGAAGAACUGGUAAGCUUGUUUGGCUUUCUGGUCCUUCUGUUUAACAGUGUUAUGGCUGAAGUGUUUUGGUUGGAGUUUCCCAUCCAGCACGGGGACCGUCGUCCGUAUCUGACGUUCUGUCAUGAGUUGUGCUGGGCUUGCUCCUGUUGCGCUGAUGGCUGUGGCUCGGUAGCACAUCAGAGCCAUGUGUAGGUCUGGUUGUUUAACAAUUAGAUUAGCUGUCUGUACAGCUCUCUCCGCAGCUCCAUUUGUCUGAACUCCUUGAACUCAGUGCAGACAAACUGAGUAGCGCUGUCGCUAAAGUGCUCCGUAGGUAUCCCCCAUCUUACAAACAUACCUUUGAGGCGGGUGAUGACCUGCUGACUAGUGGUAGUGGGCAGGUGAGCUAUUUCUACGUCCCUAGAAUAGUAGUCCACCACUAUGUGGUAUUUCCAUGUCCCUAGAAUAGUAGUCCACCACUAUGUGGUAUUUCUAUGUCCCUAGAAUAGUAGUCCACCACUAUGUGAUAUUUCUAUGUCCCUAGAAUAGUAGAACACCACUAUGUGGUAUUUCUAUGUCCCUAGAAUAGUAGUCACCACUAUGUGGUAUUUCUAUGUCCCUAGAAUAGUAGUCCACCACUAUGUGGUAUUUCUAUGUCCCUAGAAUAGUAGUCCACCACUAUGUGGUAUUUCUAUGUCCCUAGAAUAGUAGUCCACCACUAUGUGGUAUUUCUAUGUCCCUAGAAUAGUAGUCACCACUAUGUGGUAUUUCUAUGUCCCUAGAAUAGUAGUCACCACUAUGUGGUAUUUCUAUGUCCCUAGAAUAGUAGUCACCACUAUGUGGUAUUUCUAUGUCCCUAGAAUAGUAGUCACCACUAUGUGGUAUUUCUAUGUCCCUAGAAUAGUAGUCCACCACUAUGUGGUAUUUCUAUGUCCCUAGAAUAGUAGUCAAUACUAUGUGGUAUUUCUAUGUCCCUAGAAUAGUAGUCACCACUAUGUGGUAUUUCUAUGUUCCUGGAAUAGUAGUCACCACUAUGUGGUAUUUCUAUGUUCCUGGAAUAGUUGUCCACCACUAUGUGGUAUUUCUAUGUCCCUAGAAUAGUAGUCACCACUAUGUGGUAUUUCUAUGUCCCUAGAAUAGUAGUCCACCACUAUGUGGUAUUUCUAUGUCCCUAGAAUAGUAGUCAUCACUAUGUGGUACUUCUAUGUCCCUAGAAUAGUAGUCACCACUAUGUGGUAUUUCUAUGUUCCUGGAAUAGUAGUCACCACUAUGUGGUAUUUCUAUGUUCCUGGAAUAGUUGUCCACCACUAUGUGGUAUUUCUAUGUCCCUAGAAUAGUAGUCACCACUAUGUGGUAUUUCUAUGUCCCUAGAAUAGUAGUCACCACUAUGUGGUAUUUCUAUGUCCCUAGAAUAGUAGUCCACCACUAUGUGGUAUUUCUAUGUCCCUAGAAUAGUAGUCACCACUAUGUGGUAUUUCUAUGUCCCUAGAAUAGUAGUCCACCACUAUGUGGUAUUUCUAUGUCCCUAGAAUAGUAGUCACCACUAUGUGGUAUUUCUAUGUCCCUAGAAUAGUAGUCCACCACUAUGUGGUAUUUCUAUGUCCCUAGAAUAGUAGAACACCACUAUGUGGUAUUUCUAUGUCCCUAGAAUAGUAGUCACCACUAUGUGGUAUUUCUUGCCCUGUAGCUCACACAGGUCGGCUGGGAUCUUCAGCCACAGACCCUUAGGUAACGGUGUCAUGACAAGUGUUUCUCUCUUUUCAGUUGGUUUGUUCUCUGUACAGAACCUGCAUGACAGAACCUGCAUGACAGAACCUGCAUGACAUCACCUUUCUCGCAAAGUGGACGCUGAUCUGCUCUGACUGGUGCAGGAUUUGUGUUGCCCUCUCCAGUGUCAAGUCUGGCUCCAGCUGUAGCUUUUGUGAAACAUCACUGUCCAUAAUGCACAAAAUGUUCAAAUGCACAAAAUGUUCAUUCCGUUUUUCAAUCACCACAUCAUAGUCGAAUUAAUCAUUGUCAUCAAAGGACAAUACAUUGUAGACAAUCUCUGCAUCUUUCCCCAUUGCAUAAAGUUGUGAAUUCACCUGCACCACACCGGUCUCCUUAUCCAGUUACGAUGCCACUCAACUGGAAAAAGUAUCCAGAUAGGCCAUGCUGAAGGCUGCAAGAAAUCAAACGGCUCUGGUAGCCAACCACCCAAAACUACCACCUCUCAUCCACUGUGAAGAUGAACUCUUACAGAAUACUACCAUGUGUCGAUGAGAGCAAGAGGGAGACAUAUCCUUGACAACCAGAGAGGGGGGGUCAAAGAGCGACCUGCGUCAUGCCUGGUGUCGAAACGCUGAGGGCGGCAGUAGAAAGGAGAAGGUGGACCUCAGGCCAGGAGAAGAAGGGAGGAUGGAGAGAUCUCGAUGAAGAAAAGCAAGCUGGGGAAAGGAGGAGAUAAGAGAAAGCACUGCCAUCAUAUUUUUGGAGUGACAAAUCUAUUGUUGUUUUUAAGUGGCAAACUCCCAGAGGUGGGGUUAGGAUGCACAGAUCAGUGGAGAGGAGACAGAUCACUACAAGCCAUUGGAGAUUAUACAAAUUUGAGGUCAACUAUUUAAUCACCACCUUUCUCUUUCCCCAGACAGUCUUAGGUAGUAGCAUUUUAUUAGGCUCCUAGUUGAACAUUGACAGGACAUCUUGUCCCGUUUUGACAAUCUGUUUCCAGAGUGAGAGUGACCGGUUAUAUUGAUCUCCCUUUGCCACCCUUCUCCCUGGUUAGGGGAUGGAUGGGGUGGCGGGAGGUGUUGGGCCCCCUGGCGGGGGUGAGGGUCGGCCGGGUCGUAGUGGAGGAGACUCUAAGAGGCGCAGUAAGGGCAGCCUGCCCUCCCCAGGGUACCGCCUCUCCCAGGCAUCUCUGGAGGGGGACAGGUCAGGGGUCGAGGGGUCCGGUUCCGGAGGGGGGCGACGGCGCCUCUCUAUCUUGAGUGCCACCAGAGACGGCCUCCCCUUCCGUUCAGCUGGCACCCCGACCACCCCUGUCCCCCUGCCCCCUCCUCCAGCCCCCUUCUCCUCCGCCCAGCAGCGUUCUGUUGGCUUUUCCUCGUCACGCGCCGCCCUUGCCUCCACUUCCUCCUCCACCGGCACCGGAGUGGUCGUCGUAGCGUUGGGCCCGGAAACCACGACAACCACGGCUUGUAACACCGUGGCGGGCACGCCGGAGAUGGGGAGUCUGUCUGGGACGGGGGGCAUGGGGGGAUUUGGGAUGGGUCUGGACGGGGAAGACUACAGCUACUCCAACCAGUCCACCUUCAUCCAGAGACAGUUUGGAGCCAUGCUGCAGCCGGGGGUCAACAAGUUCAGCCUGCGCAUGUUUGGGUCCCACAAGGCCGUGGCCAUGGAGCAGGAGAGACUCAAAUCAGCAGGGGAGUGGAUCAUACACCCCUACAGCGACUUCAGGUACGCACCAUACACCCCUACAGCGACUUCAGGUACGCACCAUACACCCCUACAGCGACUUCAGGUACGCACCAUACACCCCUACAGCGACUUCAGAUACGCACAUACACCCCUACAGCGACUUCAGGUACGCACCAUACACCCCUACAGCGACUUCAGAUACGCACCAUACACCCCUACAGCGACUUCAGGUACGCAUCAUACACCCCUACAGCGACUUCAGAUACGCACCAUACACCCCUACAGUGACUUCAGAUACGCACCAUACACCCCUACAGCGACUUCAGGUACGCACCAUACACCCCUACAGUGACUUCAGGUACGCACCAUACACCCCUACAGUGACUUCAGGUACGCACCAUACACCCCUACAGUGACUUCAGAUACGCACCAUACACCCCUACAGCGACUUCAGGUACGCACCAUACACCCCUACAGCGACUUCAGGUACGCAUCAUACACCCCUACAGCGACUUCAGGUACGCACCAUACACCCCUAUAGCGACUUCAGAUACGCACCAUACACCCCUAUAGCGACUUCAGGUACGCACCAUACACCCCUACAGCGACUUCAGGUACGCACCAUACACCCCUAUAGCGACUUCAGAUACGCACCAUACACCCCUACAGCGACUUCAGGUACGCAUCAUACACCCCUACAGCGACUUCAGGUACGCACCAUACACCCCUACAGCGACUUCAGGUACGCACCAUACACCCCUACAGCGACUUCAGGUACGCACCAUACACCCCUACAGCGACUUCAGGUACGCACCAUACACCCCUACAGUGACUUCAGGUACGCACCAUACACCCCUACAGCGACUUCAGGUACGCACCAUACACCCCUACAGCUCUAGGGAAUGGAAAAUAUCAUGCACUCUGACAGCCACUUCAGGUCCAUACAGACCAUACAG